Messenger RNA from Schistocerca serialis cubense, 981 nucleotides. Its product is annotated as RIMS-binding protein 2-like. Gene Ontology annotation, biological process: neuromuscular synaptic transmission. The transcript has 5 exons. NCBI's taxonomy places the organism in Eukaryota, Metazoa, Arthropoda, Insecta, Orthoptera, Acrididae. Bases 1 to 981 code for a protein of 326 amino acids. Gene Ontology annotation, molecular function: protein binding. The record is from RefSeq and is a predicted model, not a curated record.
AUGCAAGCACCAAUUUCUCCUCCAGAGAUCACUAAGGAUUCUGCAAGUGAGGGUAACUUCAGUGAGGACGACUACCUUGCAGACCGACGGGGUCCACCCCCGCGGGGCCACCACGGGCCAGUUGGUGCUACUGGACACUACGACCCAAGAGGUGUGCCUCGCAGCCAUGCCGAGAGGGGCCGCCCUCCACUGCUGCCACAUGAGAGAGGGGCACAGCGAGGUCCAGAUCCGCAUCAGCCCCCUCGGGGCAGGGACCGUAUGGAUGAGAGGGACCAAUACUACAUGGAUGGUGUAAUGCGUGGCGAUCCAAGAGCUCGGCAUGCAGGCCACCCAGCCUACAGAGGACCCCCUCCUCCAGGGGGACGGGGUCCUCCACCUCCUCGUGACAAGCGCACACGCUGGUUUGUUGCGCUCUUUGAUUAUGACCCAACAACCAUGUCUCCUAAUCCUGACGCAUGUGAAGAAGAGCUGCCCUUCUCUGAAGGAGACACGAUAAAGGUCUAUGGUGAAAAGGACGCUGAUGGUUUCUACUGGGGUGAAUGCAGAGGUAGAAGGGGAUACGUGCCGCAUAACAUGGUUGUGGAGGUGCAGGAUAUGCCAAAAAAUAGUAUAGAACCUGUAAGGGGACAACAUCCUCAUCCUUCACAUGGACCUCCUCAUUCUCGUGAUCGAUGGGGAGAUAUAUAUGCCAACAUGCCAGUCAAAAAGAUGAUUGCACUUUAUGAUUAUGAUCCUCAGGAACUGUCACCAAAUGUUGAUGCCGAGGUGAGUAGUAGUAGUAGUAGUAGGAGGAGGAGGAGGAGGAGGAGGAGGAUGGAUACAUGUACCAAUUUGACAUUUUACAAAAUUAUAUUAGACAUUGCAGUAAGUGUGGCUAGAUUAGAUCAUAGUGCAAUGUCAAAGAUGUACCAGUAUUUACUCCCUCCAGCAAUUUCCUUAUUAAAAAUUUGGUGUGGCAUAUUUUGGAGCAAAUUUUAUUGA